CUUGAUGGUAAAAGUGACGGCACCCCAUCAUAAAGCCUAAAUUAGAAUUCUAAACGCUUGCAUCGAUGACGCAUUAAGUCUUUUAAUAUUACAAUCUCAUGAAAAAUCAGUUUUUACGUUCCUUACAUUUUGUAAGCACUCCGGUUGUAAUGUGCUAUAAAAACACGAGGCUGAAAUUAGCUUCCCACGAAUGAGAGACACCACCUACAUUGGUGUGUACUUAACCAUCAUCCUCAGGAAGAUCAAGAAGUUGAUUUCCUCCCAAGUGUCAUUUCUCUGGAGUCCUCAAUGCAAUAAUGUCCAGGCACAUCGGAAGCACCCUGACUGUGGACAGAAGGAGACUGAGGAGGAUCAUUGCUGAAAACCCAAACUGGUCCUUGGGCCUAAUUCCCUUUUUAUCAAACCUCUGCCUUGAAUCUAUCGUGAGAAACUAUGAGGGAACCCCCAUCUAUGAGGAGCUUGGACCCAGCCAGAGAGCCUUCGUGCAGGAGAGACUGUCCACAGAUCUGCCACUUCCUGUGACCGCCAACUCCAUCGAUGAUGGCGUCUACUGGAAGCGAUGCUGUGAGCAGCAGUGGGAGAUUUGCGAUGUGUCUCGUUACGGCAACAGCUGGAAGCGCAUGUUUUUCGAGAGGUACCUGGAAAACAUUAUUGAGCAAUUCAUCCCGGAGACGAGUCACCUCAAGGUGAUCACAGACGCCAUUCCUCUAUGCGAGAGGUACGUGAAGAAGCUGGACAUCUCCCAAAUGCUUCCGCCCAUCAAGGAAGCCAAGCCGGGAAAGCAGGAAGAUGAAUUGGACUUGCUGAGUGAACCGGACUCGGAGGCGGCUCUCAUGGAACACUUUGACUUCCGUAACCUCCUGAACAAGCUGAGCAAACUGGAGGAGGUCCACUUGACCUACUGGGUCAAACAGUGUGGAAUGAACUUUGAAUGGAGGAUGUUCGAGAUGGCGGAACGAGACUGUGAGACUCUCUCCAAGGCUCUUGCAUCCUGCAAGGUCCUGAAAGUGGUACGACUCUAUGAAAGCCACAUCGAUGAUAGCAAAUGCAAGAUGCUGGCCAACACCCUAGUCAACCACCCCUCCCUAACGGAACUCAACCUUUCGCACAACAUCAUCGGGGACAAGGGGGCCAAGGCGGUCAGCAAGCUGGUCCAAAGCAGCAAGCUGGAGGUCCUGAACAUGAGCGACAACGUCAUUCGAGACGCGGGAGCCAACGCCAUCGCAGACGCCCUGGCUAAUAACUGCCCGCUGUUGUCCCUCAACCUGCGCAUCAACCGUGUAAGCGACGAGGGCGGGGAGGCCAUCGGCGUUGCCUUACUGCGUAACAAGACCCUGCGCCAUCUGCACCUGGGAGCCAACCUGCUGACCGGGCCUACCGCCAUCAGACUGUCUGAGGUGCUGGCUAAAAAUCAAACCCUAAAAAGCAUCAACCUCUCCUGCAACAAACUGGGUGUGGAUGGAGGAAAAGCUCUGGAGGAGGCCAUUUCUCAAAACAGUUGCUUAACACAAUGUGAUGUCCGACUGACGGAGAUCGACGAGCAGAGCGCCUCCGUUAUCAACCAGGUGGUUCGGACCAAUGAGAGAUCGGAACGACAGAAAUAAACACAAGAAGCCAAAUCACCUGCCUGACAGUCUUCAGAGUACACAACAUCAAAACACAGGAGAAGAGACUCUUGAACGCAAAGAUCAGAUGGCAUUAUCGUGGUACAGUGUUAUAUGAAGUGUUUUAUCAGUCUUUUGUAAAAACGUUUGGUCUAGCCUUUCGCAUGCAAGUGAAUAAGUGUAUGGCUGUGCAAUGUUGUGUGGAACGUCACAAGACUGUCGCUAUUGUGUCUUGUUGUAAAAAAAUUAAUAAAUGCAACUGUACAAUUGUA
Nerophis ophidion (straightnose pipefish) is the source of this 1876-nucleotide messenger RNA. It is a transcript of the gene drc5, whose product is annotated as t-complex-associated-testis-expressed 1. Gene Ontology annotation, biological process: flagellated sperm motility. Lineage: Eukaryota; Metazoa; Chordata; Actinopteri; Syngnathiformes; Syngnathidae. Gene Ontology annotation, cellular component: sperm flagellum. Bases 297 to 1604 code for a protein of 435 amino acids. The record is from RefSeq and is a predicted model, not a curated record. Gene Ontology annotation, molecular function: protein binding. The transcript has 7 exons.